This is a messenger RNA of Striga asiatica, 465 nucleotides long. The record is from the annotation of a GenBank genome assembly. NCBI's taxonomy places the organism in Eukaryota, Viridiplantae, Streptophyta, Magnoliopsida, Lamiales, Orobanchaceae.
AUGGAAGAAUCCAUAAACACUGACGAAGCACAAGCUACACUUCAAAAAUCAACGCCUCUGCAACACCGUCUAGUCGUCACCCCGGGUGGCACUAAAUAUUGGAUACCACAGUGCGAUGAUGCAAUCGUGCCUCGUAAAGGACAGAAAUUUGAUGGGCUCAACGAAGCUGUCACUUUCUAUCGUGCCUAUGCGUCUACAGUCGGGUUUGACGUUAGGCAAAGCACAUUGUUGAAAGCAAAAGAUAAGACUGUGGUUUGGAAAUACUUGGUGUGUUCGCGACAGGGCUACAAAAAUCAGUCCAACACGGUCCAAACAAUGCAUCCAAGGAGACGCAGGGUGUCUAAUCGAGUGGGAUGUAAUGCCCGGAUUGUGCUGCGAGUUGAUGGGCCUGGUAGCUACGUUGAACGAAAAGCUAUACGCGAGUCUUACUCUGCACGUGGAAUCGUAUCGGGAGGUUUCGACUAA